Molecule: messenger RNA, 2542 nt
Organism: Bubalus bubalis (water buffalo)
Lineage: Eukaryota; Metazoa; Chordata; Mammalia; Artiodactyla; Bovidae
Gene: ZYG11A
Product: zyg-11 family member A, cell cycle regulator
Cellular component (GO): Cul2-RING ubiquitin ligase complex
Source: RefSeq, a predicted model, not a curated record
UUAAGUUAUACCCAAAUACUACUCUUUUUUAUAAGGUACUUCAGUUUCACGGGAUUUGGGUAUGGUGGACCCUGAAAUCAAUGUCCCUGGGGACACAGAGGGACCAUCAUAUUCUGUUUCCCAACUCCACAGAGCUGGUCCGUGGGCGUGCCUUUGACGGGCAAAGGGAACAUGGUAUUGAACCCUAUGGCGUAGGUUUUGUGGGAGACUUGGGCAUAGACGUGUGGGUAGGAGUUGACUGAGUGGUUGGUCUAUACGGCGUGAAUGAGGUGGAAGGAGAACGGCUGGGUCCUCACCGGAUGGAGUGGUGGGUGGCCCGGGUGGGGGUGGUGAGGCCCGUCCUGGGGGCGGGGUCUACGGUGGGCGAGUGCGCGUCGCCGCGCCCGGCAUUUCAAACCUCGCGGGUCGAACGCUGAGAGUCAGCUCGCCGAGCGGGUGUUGCUCAGCUGCUUCCUGGCGCGGGUCGAACUCUCGCGGGAUCCAGGCCCACUUCGACGGCAACUCUCUCCUCGACGCCUCACCGUCGCCAUGGUUUACUUCUUGCACCCAGGCCUUUCGCCCCGGAACAUCGUCCCUCCGGACGCUCGGAAGGAUAUACUAGGCUUCCUCGUGGUGCAGGAGGACGCAUCUCCCUACUCUUUGGUCAACAUAUGCCUGAAAGUUCUGAUUGCUAACCUGGAGAAAUUGUGUUCUGAAAGAUCUGAUGGAACACUCUGUCUUCCGGAGCAUUGGUGUUUUCCUCAGGAAUUAGCUGAUCAGUUCGUUUGGAUGAUGACUCAGCAAGGCAAGCUGACUGAUAGAACAGCAAGCAUUUUCCAAAGCAACCGAAUGAAACUGAAGCUGGUCAACAUUCAGAAAGCUAAAAUAUCCACAGCUGCAUUCCUAAAAGCCUUCUGCCAUCACAAACUCAUUGAACUGGAUGCUACUGCAGUACACACUGACCUCUCCAUCCCAGACAUCGUAAGUGGACUCUGCAGCAAUAGCUGGAUCCAGGAAAACCUCCGACGUCUAAUCUUGGACUCAGCAAGCAUCCCUCGAGAUUCAAGACUGUUGUUCUUUGGUCAGCUCACUGGUCUUCGUGUUUUAAGCGUUUUCAAUGUUUGUUUUCGUAGUGAAGACCUGGCUAAUGUUUCGCAGUUACCCAAACUGGAAAGCUUGGAUAUCUCUAAUACUCUGGUCACUAACAUCUCUGCACUCCUUACCUGUAAGGAUCGACUUAAAUCUCUUACAAUGCACUAUCUAAAAUGUCUGACCAUGACCAAACCACAGAUUCUCGCAGUCAUUAGAGAACUUAAAUGUCUGCUUCACCUUGAUAUUUCUGAUCACGGGCAACUCAGGUCAGAUCUAGCUUUUCAUUUGCUACAACAGAAAGAUAUUCUGCCUAAUAUUGAGUCCCUGGACAUUUCUGGGAGUAAUUACAUCACUGAUGGAGCUGUAGAACUAUUUAUACAACAACGGCCUGCGAUGCAAUUUGUGGGACUGUUGGCUACAGAUGCCGGUUAUUCUGACUUCUUUUCUGCAAAGAAAGGCUUGAGGGUUGCUGGAGGAGCAAAUAUAAGUCAGAUUUCAGAAGCACUGAGCUGCUACAGGAAUAGAUCAUGUUUUAUGAAGGAAGCCCUCUACAGGCUCUUCACAGAGACGUUUUCAACGCAAAUAACCAUGCCUGCUAUUUUAAAGCUUGUGGCUGCAGGAAUGAGGAAUCACCCAUUGGAUUUGCCAGUGCAGUUCACAGCCAGUGCUUGUGCCCUCAACUUAACACGCCAGGGCCUGGCCAGCGGGAUGCCUGUUCGUCUGUUGUCAGAGGUUACCUGUCUACUUUUCAAGGCUUUGAAAACUUUCCCCCAUUACCAGCAGUUACAGAAGAAUUGUCUUCUCUCCUUAACCAAUUCCAGGAUUCUUAUGGAUGUUCCAUUCAACAGGUUCGAUGCUGCCAAGUUUGUUAUGAGAUGGCUCGGUAAGCAUGAAAGUCCCAAGAUGCAAGCCAUGGCAGUGAGCAUAACCUCUAUUCUAGCCCUGCAGCUCUCACCUGAGCAAAUUGCACAACUCAAAGAGGAGGUUUUCAUGGCAGUUAAGGAUCUUCUAGCAAUAGUAAAACAGAAGACUGCUGAGAAUCUAGAUGACAUCACCCUCUUGUUUACUUUGAAAGCACUUUGGAAUCUUACAGAACAGUCUCCAGCUGCUUGUAGGCACUUUAUUGAAAAUCAAGGAUUGGCGAUCUUCAUCCAAGUCUUGGAGACUUUUUCAGAGACAGCAAUACAAAGCAAAGUACUUGGUCUUUUGAUCCUUCAAGGCAUUUUUCCCGCUCCUUGGCAACUUCUCUCAACCAGAGGUUCAGCUCUGGGCACUAUGGGCCAUGUAUCAUGUCUGCAGUAAAAACCCCAGCAAAUACUGCAAAAUGUUAGUUGAAGAAGAAGGAUUGCAACUUCUGUGUGACAUCCUGGAGCACAGUGAGGCAGACCCCCAAGCACAGCAGAUCGCAGCCUCCAUUGUAGAUGACUUCAAAAUGUACUUUAUGAAUUACCAGAGGCCCUCUCUCUGUUGA